Pantherophis guttatus is the source of this 8042-nucleotide messenger RNA. RefSeq names its product NACHT and WD repeat domain containing 2 (gene NWD2). Gene Ontology annotation, molecular function: protein binding. Lineage: Eukaryota; Metazoa; Chordata; Lepidosauria; Squamata; Colubridae. The record is from RefSeq and is a predicted model, not a curated record.
AUGUGGCCGGCUGGCACGGCCGGCAAGCCGUCGGCUCCGCGGGAUUCGGCGCUGCGGAAAGCGGCUUUCUCCGGCAACCUCUCGGCUCUGCCGCUGCACCUGGCGCCCAGCGGUCGGAGCGUGCGGGUCUUCAUCAGCGCCAACCCCGAAGAUACGGUUGCCGAAAGGAACGCUUUACGAGAACACAUCUAUCCCAAGCUGCGGGAAUUCUGCAGGGAAAACUAUGGGAUGGAAUUUCAGGUCAUUGAUCUGUACUGGGGAGUAGAACCAGAAGAAUGGGACAGCCCAGAUCUCCAAAAGACACGUAUGAGGCUCUUAGAAGACUGCCUGAAAACAUCAGCAGGUCCAUGUUUUGUUGGUCUUUUGGGAGAAAAAUACGGAAGUAUCCGGAUCCCGGGGGAAGUGGAAUCCUCAGAAUUCGAAAUGAUCCUGGAUGCCGCUAUUGAGGCCAAGCUAGAAACCAAGAUUUUGGAAGAGUGCUACUGCCGGGAUGAGAACGCCGUGCCCCCAACUUAUUACCUCAAACCGAAACCGGACAUUAUGAAGAGCAAUCCCAAUAUGAUGGAAGCCUCUUGCAACCCUGUCAGUGAGAGCAAAUGGCAGGAGAUAUCAGAAGAAAUUAAGGUGAUGUUUAAGACAGCCGUGAAGAUACUGUAUGAAAAGGGGAAAAUGAAACACAGUCAAGCAAAGCGCUAUCUUUCCUCUGCUAUCGAAGACGAAUUCGAUUUUGCCUUAGGAAAACAAACCCCGGCUUUUUUAAAGAAGUGUGUUUGCUAUAUCCGGAAGAUUGCCAACAUCGACCGUUUUGUGAAGGCUCCCGAGAUGGAGAAAUACAUAGAUGUGCUCCACGGAGGCGGGAAGUUUCUGAGGGAUCCAGAAGCGCUUGAGAAACUCAUCCGACUGAGGGACGAAUUUGUACCCACCAUUGUGGCUUCGUCCAACUUGAGAGUCUACACUUCCGUUACCCAUUGUGACAUCAAGUACGGUUACACCCAAGAGGUGGAGAGCCACUACAUCGAAGGCCUCGGCAAACAGUUCUACGAAGACAUGAUCGACAUCAUCCAAGCAACAGUCCAACAGAAUUUCGACAUAGAGACAGACUGGAUUUUUGAUGAGGUCCUGCAACACACCUCUCUGGCUAGAACUUACUCUUCCUUCUAUGAAUAUAGAUGUGAGGCCAGAACUAUCAUGCGUAAAUACCUCCUGCCGAAGAAAAUGGGCCACGUUAAUCCUCUGAUCGUCUAUGGAGGGCCAUGCACCGGAAAAACGUUUUUAUUAGCAGAGGUGGCAAAGAAGGCUUAUGCUUGGCUGAAGGAAGAGAUAGGACCGGAAUCGGAUCCUGUGGUGAUCAUAAGAUUUAUAGGAUCUACAGAGAUGAGCACAGACCUGAGAACUCUGCUUCAAAGUAUUUGUGAACAGUUAACGGUCAACUAUCGAUGCCUCGUGCAAAGCUACCCAAAAAAGAUCCACGAUCUCCGAGACUUACUCAUUAACCUUUUGAAUGAGUCUUCCUUUCAUCGUCCCCUGGUUUUAAUCUUUGACGCUCUGGAACAGCUGGCGGAUCACGAGGACGCCAGGAAAUUGUGGUGGCUUCCUGUUCACCUGCCUCGUUCGGUGCGAAUUAUCUUGUCCACGCUGCCGAACAAACACGGCAUCCUGCAAAAACUGAAGAGCCUUAUCCACGAGGAAGACAACUACAUCGAGUUGACCGCGAGGGACAGAAAGACAUGCAGUCAAGUCCUCAAGCAACAGUUGCUCCAAGUGAAGAGAAAAGUCACAUCGGGCCAGCAAAUCUACGUCAAUGAAGCUUUCUCGAAAUGCACUCUGCCAAUGUUUGUAAACUUAACCUUCCGAGAAGUUCGAAGUUGGAGAUCUCACAAGGAUGUUGACGGGUCUUCCCUCUGCGUCACUGUUCAUGAUGGCAUAGAGCAGAUGUUCUGGUCUCUGCAGAACAUCUGCGGACCGAGACUUUUAUCCCGAGCUCUUGGCUAUAUCACAAUAUCCAAAACUGGCUUGAGUGAAAUGGAAUUGGAAGACGUUUUAGCCCUCGAUAACACUGUCAUGCUAGAACUAAGUCAACGCAUCAGAAACCUCAAUCCAUUGAGAGUACCUUACAUCUACAUCGCCAAACUAAAAGAAGGAUUAACGGGAUACCUGAUAGAAAGACAAGUGAAAAAUGUAACUCUUUUAGUUUGGGCUAAUCGGCACCUACAGCUGAUUGCCCAAAAGAUUUAUCUUCACAGUGAAGAAGAUGUGCAUGAAAUGCACGCUAUCAUCGCAGAGUAUUUUUUAGGGGUUUGGUCUGGAGGCCGAAGGAAAUCUCUUUACGGCGAAGAUCAAUAUCUGAAUGGCUGCUUGGACAGUGACUGCAGGAGUAUGAACAAUGAGGAGAGGCACAUGAUGGACCUCAUGAAUUUUGAUAGGCAGUCUCCCGAUCAGCCUUGGGUCUUCCAGUGCAAUCCUUUGGAGCCUGACAUAUUUUUCAUUAACCACCGGAAAAUGACCGAGCUUUUGCAUCACCUGACCAAGUGCGGGAAAUCCGAUGACAUUUUGUACGGCGUCAUCAUGAACUUCAGCUGGCUUUACACCAUGAUCAAAAUUGGACAGUUCGACAAAGCCCUUUCAGAUGUGGAGUUGGCCUACAACUACUCGCAGGAGAAAGAGCUGAAGUUUCUAGCAACUACCCUGCGGGCCAUCAAAUACAAAGUGAUAAAAUACCCAGGGACCCUCUCAGCUGAAUUACAACAGAGGCUACUCCCAGUGAUGAGUUCCUUGCCCAAACUGAGACAGCUUCUUCUAGAGUGUGACAAAGAUGGCCCUAAGUAUUGUUCUAUUGUUCCACUUCAUUCUUCCAUGGAUGUCACUUAUAGUCCUGAAAGGCUACCUCUGUCCUCCAGCUGCUCUCAAGUGACCGAAAUCCUACCUACUUUCAAUCCAAGUAUAGUUAUUGUUGCUCUAGAAAAUGGGUCCAUCAGUACCUGGGAUAUCGAGACUCGCCAACUCUUAAGGCAAAUUACAACCGCUCAGUCAGUUAUUUUGGGCAUGAAACUGACGAGCGAUGAAAAAUACCUUGUGGUGGCCACCACCAAGAACACACUCUUGAUUUAUGACAAUCUAAACUCUUGUCUUCUCUCCGAGGUGGAAAUUAAAGGAUCAAAGCAUAGCGGAAUUGGAGUGAGUUCAAGUUUUAUAAAUGGAUUUGCCCUCUCUGUAAACCACGUGCUGUCAUGGUUGGAAGCUAGUAAGGACAUCACAGUGAUCGAUUUACUGUACGGAUGGCCACUUCAUCAGUUCCACUGUUGGUAUGAAGUCACUUGCGUCCAGUGUUCAGGAGAUGGGAUGUAUGCUUUCUGUGGACAACAUCUGAACACUGCGUCAAUAUUUCAUUUGGGCAGCGGCGACAAGCUGGCCACUGUGACCUCUGAAUUCUCAGGAGGGUUUGUCAAGUUUCUUCUCGUCUUAGAUUCAGCUCAAGAGAUGGUCAUGGUGGACAGUGAAGGAGCCCUUUCUAUUUGGAACACAGAGGAAAUAGCCCACCCUCAAUUAAUGGACGACUUCGAUUGCAGGAGGGGGGAUAACGAAUUUGUCAGCCUUGAACUUGCCGAAGACCAAAGCACCAUUCUAAUCUGCAAGUCCCUUGGGAUUGACCUCCUGGACACCAGCAUGUGGAAAGUCGUGGAAAAGUUUAGAGCGAAAAGGAACGAGCGCUUCAUCUCGGCCGCAUUAUCCAAGAACGGAGAUUGUAUCAUUGCGUCUAUUGAAAAUACCUCUGCCAUUUUCGUUUGGAGAAGAGAUACCGGGCAGUGCAUGGUGACCUUACAAGAAAUCUCAGGAAACAUUGUCCGGUUGAUGAAGUCAAACCAUCACAACAUGUUGCUCUCCUUGUCCACCAGCGGGGUCCUUUCGGUCUGGGACAUUGAUAUUAUCACUGCAAUGUCCAACAUUGACAAAACAGGCAAGCCAAUCCAAAGACUGGUUUUGCCCGCGAAGGGGGAAGCAAUUUACACGCUGGAUGGAUCUGAAGCUAUCCAUAAAUGGAACUUCAGCACGGGAUUCAUUGAAGCAAUAUUUAAGCACGAAAGCCUGGUUGAAAACUGUGUCCUGACUUCCAACGGGAAAUUGAUGAUUACGUCUGAUGACAAAUGCAGCCAGUAUGUGUGGCAAACGGGUUCCGGAGAAAAUCUCUUCCGCAUUAAUGGGCAAAAGAUAUGCCAACUGUUGAUAACCCAUAACGACCAGUUUGUGGUCUCCCUCUGUGAGCAAAACGCAUCCAGGGUUUGGAGGCUGUCUACCGGACACCGGGUGUGCAACAUUCUUGUGUCCUUGCAGAAUGCGUUUAUCACCACUGCAAACACCUUUGUGGUUGGGAUGACCAAGAACAAAGUCUUAGUGGUCAGCCUGUGGACUGGUAGCAUAACCAAGAAGUUUUCUUGUGAUGAUGGCAUCGCCAUUGUGGAUAUCAAAAGCAUUCCAGACUGCCCGGAUAUCGUGGUCUUUAUAACAUCUGCUGAAACCGUGAACAUCUACAGUCUUACCGAGGAAGUCAUCUCUAGACGUUUACAGCUGCCUAGUGGUUUCUUGAAAACGUUAGAGGAUUUCGAAAUAUCGCCCAAUGGGAAACUCGGGAUUCUUUCUCGUGGAGAUGAGAACAUCAACAUCCUGGAUCUUCACAGCGGCAAACUUCGAGUGGUCCAGGCAUCGGGUAUCAUCUGGAGGCAGAAGCUGUCUCAGGACGGACGCUACCUAGUGUACAUUUGUUUUUGCAGCGGGGAAGACGAUGAGGAUAACAGCGCCAUCUCUACCUUAAUUGUCGUGAGGUUGGCGGAUGGCAAAAACAUCGGGGCUUGCUCGCUGUACAAAACCCCCACUUUCCUAACUCUUUCCCAGAGGCACCUGAACAUCAUUGUGGGCUUCGACGAUGGAAGCAUCGCCACAUACACCGUGGUGGAUCGCGUGGACGCCGCCCUGAAAAUCAAAAUCGCAACAUCCAACAGCCGGCAGAUUUUCAACAACGCCACUCAGUUGAUGAAGCCCAAGUGUCACCAUUACAGCUUCAAGGCGACCGCGGACUGCAUCUGGAGAGAAUCGACAGAGGUGUUUGCGCGAGACAGUCCCAUCACGGUGGUGGAUGCGGAGACCAGCGAUGCCACCCCCACCAAAAAACACAACUAUUGCUACGACAAAGUGUGUUCCGCCAUAGACUGCAGAGUGUUCACCGCUGGCAACUAACUGUCGAAGGUGGAGUUUUGCUUGUCUUUUCCGCACAGCGGAUAUCACAUUCGUAUUGGGGUGCAAGCCCACUUUUAAAAGAGCUGAUUUAAAAAUGAACACAAUUCACGAGGCAAAGAGAAAAUAUUGGAAGGCGAGGCUUGAUCCACAGUCUUUCAAGCAAUAUCGUCCGAUGUAUUCUGCCGGGGUUUUUUUAAAAAAAAUGGGGUAGGGAAGAAGGCUUUUCAAUAAGCAACGACGCUAUAUUUCAUAUUGGAAUGGGGCAGAUCAAGCUUUUUUUUUUAAAAAAAAAAAAACCACAAAAAUCCAGCUGACCGGAAGCAAUUUUGAAUUGAUACCACUUGCAAAAAAAAAAGGUUUUUUUUCUUUCUGAUGGUGCAACCAGAUGUUACGUCACCCUGAAAGAGUUUGAUGCAUUCCAUAAACAUUUGAAAUAGCAGCUGUUAGAAAUCCUCCACACACACACACACACUCAAACACAUACAAAAUAAUUGUUUAAAAAAACAAACAGCCAAGGGAUUUUUCAGCCAGUGAAUAGCACUAAUUCCCCCCAGAUUUUCAGUCACGGCUAUCCUUUCAUGUAAAUCUUUUGUCACUAAACUCAGCGAUCUAUAGCGCUGCUUCAUUCUGCUUGGUUUUUCCUCUUACCUGGUUCAGGUAGAGUAGCAGGUGAAGUAAUCUAAAAGUCGCCACAUAAAGAGCGAAGACAUUGUCUUCGAAUUUAGAAAAAAAAUACCCCAAAUUGCAAGCGUUUCAAACGUCGACGAAAGUUUUCUAUUGCAAAAAUACAAAUUUGUAUACAAUUGCUUAUUUAGAUCCUGUAAAGCAAGGGGUGUAGAAGAACUGGGGGAUUCUGGGAAUUGCAGUCCACAAGUUGCCAAGAUUGGACACUCCUGCGUUACGGGAUCUAGCAUGGCUGACUGGGGGAAUUCUGGGAGUUAAAGUCCACAAGCCUUAAAGUUGCCAAGGUUGGACCCUGUGGUAAAGAAAGCAGUUUGGUUGGGAUUUUGUGCUGUUUUCUAUAUGCUUCCCAAGAGAGUUGCAGGAGGCCAUCUCAGCCGAAAACUGAGCUUGUGAGGGCCAUGGGUGGCACUCCCAAGCUCCAUUUUCACUGACAGAGGAAUGCAGGAGGUUGUCGCAGACGAAAGCGGAGCUCUGGAGCCUGUUUUCACAGGCCACCACAGGCGCCCCCGAUAUGAGUGAUGCCGAGCUGGCCACGCUCACCCUGGCCCCCCGAGGUCACACACAACCCUGAUGUGUCCUGCCCCCGCUACGGACCCCAAAGAAUGCAGCACACACAAAGUCCGUUCAAACCUUGGUUUACUAAAUAAAUCAGUCUUUUACAACAACGGCUGUUAAUUAACUGGAUUAACAGCCACCAAGAAUUCAAAGAAUAAUAACUGAAAGCUUACUGUGGUUGGCAGAAUGCCCAGAAGCAAUUUGCAGGAAGCUGAUAAGAUAAGCAAGACAAGACACGAAGGUAUGUGAACGAAGUUGUUCCCUGCAAAUUGCUUCAGUCGGUGUUCUUCCUUAAACAUGAUGUGGCCCUCAAUGAAAUUGAGUUUGACAUCCCUGGUUUAAGGGAUAACAUUUUUCCAUCGGAAAGGGCAUUAGGAACCGUCCACCCUGUUCCAUUCUCUCUUUUUACGUCCAAAAAAACCCACUCUUAGGAUCCGUUGUGUGUUCUAAGAAACUCCGGCUGAUUCUAAUCCUUGCAGGAAUCAGAAUUGGGAAGGGUUCGCGCAUCUUUCCCGACGCAUUUAGUGUCUGCCUUAUUGUCAUUCCUGUUCUUUCCUGCGUGAAACACAGACGCGAUGACCAAAUUACUCGGGGAUUCCAGUGACAUGCUCGCAAACCACAACAGCAACAACAACAACAAAAAUCUGGCUGCCUAAAGGGUUCUUUACUGUUACACUUUGUAAUAAAUUUCUUACUUUUUCUGUACAAUAUCCUACUCUUCACUUCCUGCCUUGGGCUGGCCUUUUAUAAGAUUUUAUGGCAUUUAGGAAAAAUAGGGAUGCAAUUCUGAUAUUUUGUUUUUAAAGUACGUCUCCUCCUGUUCUCCUACCCUUCGCCUUUUCUUACCUAGGGCUCUCUCCAGAUAGCCCUUAGAGGCGAUGGGAUUUGUAGUCCAAAGAUAUCUAGAAAGCCCUCUAUGAAGUGGACACGUGCAGCUUAGUGGUGGGUUUCAAAGUUUUUUACUACCGGUUCUGUCGGCGUGGCUUGGUGGGCAUGGUUUGGUGGGCGUGGCAGGGGAAGGAUACUGUAAAAUCUCCAUUCCUUCCCCAAUCCAGGGGAAGGAUACUGCAAAAUCCCCAUUUCCUCCCAAUCAGCUGGGACUUGGGAGGCAGAGAAUAGAUGGGGGCGGGGCCAGUCAGAAUUUUUACUACCGGUUCUCCGAACUCCUCAAAAUUUCCACUACCGGUUCUCCAGAACUGGUCAGAACCUGCUGAAACCCACCUCUGGUACAGCUCAAUUAAGAUAUAGAGUACAUGAGUUUUGGAUGGAGGAACCCUCCCGUUAAUUACAGAAAGUAUAAAAUGUCUCUAAAAGUCUCUCGAGUGUGAACAGCUUAUAUGUGUAGGCCGGUCUUCCUUUUUAAUAUAAAGGCCACCAGUGUCCCAUCCCAGCUCGUGUGCAUUUUAUAACAGAAAUAGGUAAAACACGUGCCUGUUCCAGUUUUGUCAGCCAAUAUUUGAGGAUUCCAAGUAUCCUAUUUGUAAAAUCCCCUGGAGCAGAAGCCCUCCACGCUGAUUUGCACAGGGGGUGAGCUUACACUUACUCACAGAGGGAAUUUGCACAUGAUUUUUCGG